AUGAUGGCGGCAGCCAAACCUAUAAUACAGAAAAUCUCACCUAUCCCAGUCCCACCAUUCCUACUCGACGACAAAAUUUACGACACCCUCGCAGAAGCUCCUUCCUUAGAUAUGAACGUCGCGCGGCCUCAACCAUCCUGGACAUUCGCAAGAAAACAUCCUAGUGGUCGCAAAAUGCCCCAGGCAAUCGCCCACCGAGGGUACAAAGCCAAACAUCCAGAGAACACCAUGGGCGCUUUUCGAGGUGCGAUUAAAGCCAAGGCCCACGCGAUGGAGACGGAUAUACACUUGACCAAGGACGACGUUGUAGUGUUAUCUCAUGACGCAACCCUCAAGCGAUGUUUUGGCAAAGACGAAAAGAUCAUAGACUGCUCCUGGGACUACAUAAGCCAACAGCGAACGCUCGCAGCACCUCACGAACCGAUGCCUAGAUUCAAAGAUCUACUCGAAUUUCUGGCUUCUCCCGGAUCGGAGAAUGUCUGGCUUCUGUUAGACAUAAAGCUCGACAACGACGCCGAGAACGUCAUGCGCCUCAUCGCGGAAACCGUUCAAUCCGUCCCCCCACAUCCCCUCAAACCCUGGAAUCAGCGCCUGGUCCUCGGCUGCUGGGCCGUCAAGUUCCUUCCUCUCUGCGCGGAACACCUGCCCACCUUUCCCAUAACGCAUAUCGGUUUCUCCAUACCGUACGCGCGCAAAUUUCUCUCAGUCCCGAACGUUUCCUUCAACAUGCUACAAAAGACCCUCAUGUUGCCAUUCUUUGGAGCACGCUUCAUUCGCGAUGUGAAAGCGAAAGGGAGGCCGUUGUACUUCUGGACGGUCAACGAGGAGGACAUGAUGAGGUGGAGUAUCAACAAGGAAGUUGACGGUGUGAUUACGGAUGACCCAAAGCGGUUCUUGGAGGUCUGUGACGAGUGGGAGCAAGGGAAGAGGAAAAUCAACAUCUCGUGGAGCCAGUGGAUGAUGGCCGCCUGGAUCAAUUUUAUGGUGCUUGUUUUUGGGACGAUAUUUUGGUGGAAGUAUAGUAGUAGUACGGGCAAGGGAAAACCCACGCAGAGUAAGGCGGUGGAGGAGGGAGCACGAUGA
Molecule: messenger RNA, 1083 nt
Organism: Letharia columbiana
Lineage: Eukaryota; Fungi; Ascomycota; Lecanoromycetes; Lecanorales; Parmeliaceae
Exons: 4
Coding region: 1-1083 (360 amino acids)
Biological process (GO): lipid metabolic process
Molecular function (GO): phosphoric diester hydrolase activity
Source: RefSeq, a predicted model, not a curated record